Molecule: messenger RNA, 6058 nt
Organism: Anolis sagrei ordinatus
Lineage: Eukaryota; Metazoa; Chordata; Lepidosauria; Squamata; Anolidae
Gene: REXO1
Product: RNA exonuclease 1 homolog
Cellular component (GO): nucleus
Molecular function (GO): exonuclease activity; nucleic acid binding
Source: RefSeq, a predicted model, not a curated record
CUCCCUGCCUUUAGUGGCGAUGGCGGCAAGCAAAGGCGUUGGAGGUGGCACCCACUGUGGCGCAUGCGUGGUUCUCCCUGGUGACGCCUUUCUUCUGCCCAUAGCUAGCAUGGCGGCGGCCUGAGAGAGAGGGAAGAGACCCGCUGAGCCGGAGAAAGCGGUGGUUGAGGGAUGCUCCGCUCCAGCGGCUUCUUCCGCGGCGUCGAAUGCCCCUUCGGGCCGGCCUGCGGGAGGCCUUACUGCCACUUCCGGCACCCUGCGGGCGCUCCUCAGGCCGCCGCCCUGCCAACGGCGCCUCUCCCGCGGCGUAGCAGAGGGUGCGGCUAUGACCCCUACAACCCAGAGCUUCCGAAACCUGUGGCCCAGAGCAGCAAUGGUGCCUUGGAGGAGAUCCCUGAACCGGCGGCUGGCAUUCUGGAGCUGGAGCUGGUCAACAAAGCGAUUGAAGCGGCCAAGGACGAGUACGAGCGCGAUAAGAAGAAGUACGAGGAGCUGCUGGAGACAGCCAAAGAGUACUGCUCCUCCGAGGGCCCUUCGCUCAACUUGGAGGUUGCUUCAGACCCAUUCCCUUCUCUGGAAUACAACCCAGGAAGCUACGAUGCCUGUUGUAGCGCCGACUACAACCCUACCCCUCUCUCUGGGUCUGCCGCUGGCACUUCUAGCAAGUACACUUUGGAUUCUUCUGGUUCUUCCAAGUCUAAGGGGAGCUCCUUGGAGUACGUGCCCACCGUGGUCAGCCAUCCCAAGAAGUACAGUUCCUCUGCCGGGAACAGCAAGUAUGUUGUCGACAAAUCCAAGCCCUCAACGGAUUUGGAGUACGACCCACUUUCCAAUUACUCCGCCAGGCUCUUGAGCAAAGCCAAGCAGCAGAAGGGGGUCAAGCGUAAAAGAGGGGCCAACCACAGCGAGGCAUACUCUCCUUCAUUCAAGAAGGUCUGCGACGCAUCUAGCGACUCUGAACCAUUGGCCCGGUUUUCUGACUCGGAGGAAGAACGGGAAGUAGCAAAUGGCUCUAGUUCAAAAUCUAACUGCGGUGUGGAAAUCAAGCCGGCAAGUGGGUUUGGAGCCGAAGGAGCCCAACAAACGGAUCCCGGUUCUCGGGGAUUGAAAGAGACGACUGUUCAGUCUGACACAAGAGGCCUUCAAAGCCCUCAGGGAGCCCGCAUUGGUGAGUCACCAGAGAAGGGUCCAAAGAUGUCCAAAGCGCCUUUCAGAGAGGACAGAAAAGCAGAAGGGAAGAACAAAGGCGUGCCGAAGGAGAAACUGAGGAAGAAAAUGGCUGAGGGCCACAAGGGAGAGGGAAAAACAGGUGGUAUAAAAGUUACCCCCAAGGAGAAAGCGAAGCUCCGAAAUGGCGAGAGGGUGAAGGAGAAACCUGACAGGCACCAGGCCGACACGCCGAACAAGGAGCAUGGCAAGCUGAAAUCUCCAGGAGUGGUGAGGGUUAAGGAAGGUAAUAAGAAGACAAGUGUGGAAAAAGUGGACAGCGGUAAAAAGGACGACAAGCUCCGAGUCACUGAUCCUAAAAGGAAGACAGAGCUGAAAGAGGGGAAGGGGAAGAGACCUUCUUCUGAAAAGCCCAAGCAGGGGAACUCAGAGGCCAAGUGCAAGGGCAAACGACGGACCUUAAGCCACGCCGACCUCUUUGGAGACGAGAGUGAGGACGAGGGGUCCCUCCCCAUUGUGUUCCCGGGUGCAAGUUCGGACUCGGAUGGUGACGGCCGCUCGCCUUUACCUCGGGAUAACGGGGUGAUGGGUGCCAAGCGUCCCAAGCUAUCCAAGCAGCCUUCCUCCUCCUCUUCUUCCGAUGAGGCUGAUUAUUCCAUCCUCGAGAGGGACCUGGAUUUCGAGUCCGACCCGAUGGAGGAGUGCCUUCGGAUUUUUAAUGAGUCCACCGACGUCAAGACGGAGGACAAAGGCCGGCUUGGAAAACAGCCAUCGAAAGAGGAAGGGGGCGAGGAAAAGGCGACUGAAGACCGGUUAACCACCCUCUUUCCCGGCCAGAAACGAAGGAUCUCUCACGUCUCAAAUCAAGGGAACCAGGCCGAAGCCCCCCGCAAGACAGUGGUGCGUCCGUUCCGGCCCCCGACGGCUCAGGAGAUGUGCUAUCAGCGGAUCCAAGAGGCCCAGAAGCAGGCCUUGCGACUAGCCCAGCAGCAGCAGCAGCAGAAGCAGCAGCAACAAAGCAGGCCCCAGCCAUUGCCCACAGCUCCCUUGAGAAGUCCUUCCCUUGGGAUGCGCACAGGGGAAAAGAAGCGCAUUGCCCAUGUGCCUCAGCGGGCAGCUCCUUUGGCCCCAAAGGGUGCCCAAGGAACCCUCAAAAAGACCCUCCCACCUGCGAGCAGCUCAUAUUCCAGUGGCCCCGAUGCUACAGGGUCCCUGAAAGCUCGCACCUUGGCCGGCAUGGCAUCCAAGACGACAUCCACCAACGUCCCGAAAAGGAUGGCCCAUGCCCCCACCCUGCAGAGUGCCGCGUUGAAAAGGCCGGUCAUUCCCACCGAGUUUGGCGCCAGAGUCCCCACCAAUGUCCGGCAGCGGUACCUCAACCUCUUCAUCGAAGAGUGCCUGAAGUCGUGUUCCUCCCAGCAGGAAGCGUUUGACAAGGCCCUGUUGGAGGAGAAGGUGGCCUACGACCGAAGCACCAGCCGCAACAUCUACCUGAACGUAGCAGUGAACACCUUGAAGAAGUUGCGGAGCCUGCUGCCCGGCCCCUCACAAGACACUCACAAGAGUAGCAACCGGAAGUUGGUUUCCCACGAAGCCAUGCUGGGAGGGAAGCUGGCGGCCAAGACGAGCUUUUCCUUCAACCGCUCGACAUCUGUCCGGGUGGAAGAGCUGACAGGGCCCACCUUGUACCAACGGCUCAAGGAGUAUCUGCUGACGGAGGAUGACUUGAAGUUGCAUGGUUAUCCUUUACCGUGUGCCGAGAAGCCCGGCCGCGCCGUGGUGUUCUCUGCGGAAGAGAAGAAACCCAGUGACGGUUUUUGCCGGAUUUGCUGCCGUUGUGGCACCGAAUACAUGGUGACGCCGUCUGGGAACUGCGUCCGUAAAGAAGAGUGUGUCCAUCACUGGGGCAGAUUGCGGAAACAGAGAGUUCCAGGGGGCUGGGAAACACAUUACAGCUGCUGCUCUGGCGCAGUGGGAUCACCUGGCUGCCAGGUUGCCAAGCAACACGUCCAAGAUGGACGGAAGGACAACCUGGAGGGUUUCGUCAGGACCUUUGAGAAGCUCCCCAGCGCCGACGGCUACCCGGGUAUCUACGCCUUGGACUGCGAAAUGUGUUACACCAAGCAAGGCCUGGAGUUGACGCGGGUCACGGUUAUCGACUCAGACCGGAAGGUAGUCUAUGACACCUUUGUCAAGCCAGACCACAAAGUGGUGGACUACAACACGAGGUUUUCUGGUGUGACUGCGGCGGACCUGGAGAAUGCCACCAUCUCCCUCCGGGAUGUCCAGGCCGUGCUGCUGAGCAUGUUCAGUGCAGACACAGUUCUGAUCGGGCACAGCUUGGAAAGCGACCUGUUUGCACUCAAGCUUAUCCACUGCACGGUAGUGGACACAUCCGUGGUCUUCCCUCACCGCCUGGGCUUGCCUUAUAAGCGGGCGCUGCGCACUCUGAUGGCAGACUACCUCAAGCGCAUCAUCCAGGACAGCGUGGAAGGCCAUGACUCCAGCGAGGAUGCGAGGGCCUGCAUGGAGCUGAUGAUCUGGAAGAUCAAGGAGGACGCCAAAGUCAAGCGAUGACGGGUGGCUCGCCGAUGCUCUCCUUUCCCCGUCCGUUGGCACAGUGCAAUAACCGAAGCUUCCUGAAGGAAGGAAGGAAGGAAGGAACUUUCUUCUUCAGGAAUAAGGAGGAAGUGGCCGCUGCUUCUUUUAGUGACAAAACAUGUCCGACUCCUUCCAAGAUUUUCUGGAACCCCUUUCUUCCAGCUCUAAGAGAGCAUUUGGAGGCUGAUCAGUUUGGGAAAUAAACCCUAAGAUGCACUGAACUUCUUCCUUCCUUUCCCCCCUUUCCCCCUUUUAUUUAUGAACUUUAUCAAACUCUAGCUUCUACUUUAGGUUCUUAAUUUAAUUGGAAGCCGUGGGUUAGACGGAAGGGCGUUGUGUCGUAGCCGGAGGGAUCCUUCCGAAAGCAUGAAAUUGUGGAGAGAGAUGGCAAGUUGUAGGACAAGUUGGUCGCCUUUUGUCCAGAGAAUGGAGACCCUUCUGUCUCUUCAAUCUGCGAUUCUCCAGGGGUUUGGGCUUCCAACUCCCAGAUGCCCCUAUUUCCAGCUAUUUCAACGGUCAGGAAUUCUGGGAGCUAAAGUCCAAAACACUUGGGGGGGGGGCAGGUUGAAGAGGCCUGCCUUAGCAGAACAGUAAACUCAAAAGAGGGGAAGGGUUCCCCAUUGGUCAGCAAGACUUUCACCUUUGUGUGGACACAUUCCCACCCGUCAAUGUGGAAGCCACAAUUUUGGUCCCACUUCGGAUUAUCUGGCAAAAACCAGCCCUUAAAAAUACAUACAUAUAUAUAUAUAUAUAUAAAAUCUUAAAUUGGCACAAGUAUCAGUGCAUGAUAUUAUUUAGAAAUCGAGAGACUUUUGGGGCAUGGUUGCCUAUAAAAACAAAAUUAUUGGCACUAUAAGCGCCUAGUUUCUUAUAUCUCAUUGCUUUCCCUCCACACUAAGGACUCUUAGUUCUAGUUCGGCAGGGACCCUUGGGAGUUCUAGUUUUGGCAGGAACUCUGGAGUUCUAGUCCAGCAGAGACCCUUGGGAGUUCUAAUCUGGUGGGGACGCUUGAGAGUUCUAGUCCAGCAGGGACUCUUGGGAAUUCUCGCUCGUGGAUCCUUGGGAGUUCUAGUUUGUCAGGGACACUUGGAACUUCUAGUCUGGCAGAGACCCUUAGGAGUUCUAGUCUGGUGGGGACUCUUGGGAGUUCUAGUUGGGCAGGAACCCUUGGGAGUCUUCACUUGGGGAUCUUUGAGAGUUCUAGUCUUGUGAGGACCCUUAGGAGUUCUAGUUUGGCAGGGACUCUUGGCAGUUCUUGCUCAAGGAUCCUUGGGAGUUUUAGUCUGGUGGGGAACCUUGGGAGUUCUAGUUCAGCAGGGAUUAUUGGGAGUUCUAGUUUGGCAGGGCCCCUUGGGAAUUCUUGCUCGGGGAUUCUUGGGAGCUGUAGUUCAGCAGGAUCUCAGGAGUUCUAGUUCAGCAGACACCCUUGGGAGUUCUAGUCUGGUGGGGAUCCUUGGGAGUUCUCACUCAGGGAUCCUUGGGAGUUUUAGUCUGGUGGGGAACCUUGGGAGUUCUACUUCAGCACAGAUUCUUGGGAGUUCUAGUUUUGCAGCCCCCCUUGGGAAUUCUUUCUUGGGGAUCCUUGGGAGUUCUAGUUUGGCGGGGACCCUUGAGAGUUUUAGUUCAGCAGGGACCAUGGGAAUUCUAGGUCAGCAUGGACCCCUGUUUGGCACAGACUCAUGGAAGUCAUAGUUUCCCUCGCUCAUCAGGAAAAUCGGUCUCAUUUGCAGCAUCAAAUUAUUGAACGCCUUCAGUAAGACCCUUCUCUGGCCGUAUGCCAAUGAAAUGCAAAGAUCAGUCCUAAAGAAUAUAUCCUUGCUACGCUAUUCCAGAAUAAUAAUUAUGGGUCUUCUCCCUCCCCCCUUUUUUAGAAAAUUGUUUGGCACAGGCAUCAUUUAGAAAGCAGUGAGACUUUUGGGGACAUGGCUGCCUAUAAAACCAAGCUGCUAUUUGCACUAUAAGCUCUUCCUUGUUUAUAUCUCACCGCUCCUCUUCUGCCCGACAGGCGGUCUGUUUAUUUCCUUCUUUCGCCACCGUUCGAAGCCAUCUCUCUCCUCCCUUUCAAAUCAAAAUGCGUCGUUUGCAUCCACCAGUUUCCUCUUCUGUCGUUGACCCACUUUCCCUUUGUUUACGAUACCCUUCUUGUUUUGUAACACUAUACAAUUAAAUAAACCAACAACCCAUGGACUUUGUACAUGCCCAACUGUAUACCAGGUUAACACUAUUUUGUAAUUUUUUAAAAAUAAAACAAAAACCCUGUUUUCCGAAGUGUGAUGGUUGCAGAAAAUAU